AUGCGGUCUAUCCUCUCAAUCUUCUUGGUUUCUGCAGCCCUGUUAUCUGCCACAUCUGGCGCCCCAGAUUGGCAGUUCAACCUCAAGGCACAGUCGUCUGGUAUCGUCGCCCUCGAGUCGAUCAUCGUCAACCCCAACCUUGCGCUCUGGUUCGACCGUGCGUCCAACGACCCUCUUCAGAUCAACAACCACUCCGCAUGGGGCGCUCUCUUCAAUCUCCAGACGGCGGAGGUCACACCCCUGAACGUCAUUACCAACUCUUUCUGUGCCAGCGGUGCGUUCCUCAGCAAUGGAACAAUGGCGAGCAUUGGCGGAGACCAGACGGGAUUCACUGGGAACCCAACCAUCAAGCCUGGAACUCAGGCGAUCCGUUUGUUCGAUCCGUGCGCAUCGCUCACGGGAGAGGGUUGCAGCCUCUUCGAGGACCCCAACCUGAUCCUCCUCGAAAAGCGGUGGUACCCCUCGGCUGCGCGCAUCUUCGACGGCAGUCUCAUCAUCGUGGGGGGCAUGCAUGAGGAAGCAGUGUUCUACAACAUCGAUCCCGCCAACAGUUUUGAGUUCUUCCCUCGUAAGGAAGAGUCCGUCCGUCCGUCCGCGUUCCUGGAGAGAAGUCUGCCUGCGAACCUGUUCCCGCGUAUUCUUGCCUUGCCCGACGGCACUGUGUUUAUGGUGGCCAACAAUCAGUCGAUUAUUUACGACGUCGAAACUAACACCGAGACUAUUCUCCCUGAUAUCCCGAACGGCGUCCGCGUCUCCAACCCGACCGACGGCUCUGCCGUCCUCCUGCCUCUCUCUCCUCCUGACUUCAUUCCCGAGGUCUUAGUAUGCGGUGGUUCAAGCAUUGACGAUCGUAUCCCCGUCCAGAACCUCUCUAGCCAAUUUCCUGCGACAUCACAGUGCUCCCGGAUUACCCUCACGCCCGAGGGCAUUGCCAAGGGCUGGGAGGUCGAGCAAAUGCUCACGAACCGCACCUUACACGAGCUCCUCCACCUCCCCAACGGCCAAAUCCUCAUCGCAAACGGGGCUGGGACCGGCUUUGCUGGUUACGGGAGCGUUGCAGACCCUGUCGGGAACUCGAAUGCGGAUAACGCCGUGCUCGUACCCGAGCUCUAUACGCCGUCCGCACCGCUUGGGCAGCGGUUCAGUAAUGAGGGGAUGCUGAGUUCUGGGAUCGCGCGCGUAUACCAUUCCAGCAUCACGCUGACGCCACAGGGGAACUUCCUCGUCGCGGGGAGCAACCCGAACAACGGGAGCAACUUCACGGGGCCGGACUUCAAGUUCCCGAGCGAAUUCAGGGUGCAGACGCUUGACCCACCGUUCAUGUUCGUUGAGCGGCCGACGAUCAUCAGUGCUCCCCAGAAGCUCGCAUUCAACAGCAGCGUCACUAUCCCGAUAUCUGUUCCUGACACUCUCAGUAACGACAAUGCUACGAUCCAAGUAUCGCUCAUGGACCUCGGCUUCUCCACCCAUGGCUUCCACACCGGUGCACGGCUUGUCUUCAUGGACGCCACCAUCUCGGAUGACGGGGAGUCGUUGACUUUCACCACACCUCCGAGCGGUCGGGUCUUUCCGCCCGGUCCUGCCACAGUCUUCUUGACAAUUAACGACGUGACGAGCGAGGGUGUCUCGGUAAUGAUGGGUAGCGGGAACGCACCACCAACCUUGGAGUAA
Molecule: messenger RNA, 1671 nt
Organism: Dichomitus squalens LYAD-421 SS1
Lineage: Eukaryota; Fungi; Basidiomycota; Agaricomycetes; Polyporales; Polyporaceae
Product: glyoxal oxidase precursor
Exons: 4
Coding region: 1-1671 (556 amino acids)
Source: RefSeq, a predicted model, not a curated record